Procambarus clarkii (red swamp crayfish) is the source of this 1719-nucleotide messenger RNA. The record is from RefSeq and is a predicted model, not a curated record. Lineage: Eukaryota; Metazoa; Arthropoda; Malacostraca; Decapoda; Cambaridae.
AUGCUACAAGCCAAGCUGCAAGCUAUGCUACAAGCCACGCUACAAGCUAUGCUACAAGCCACGCUGCAAGCUAUGCUACAAGCCACGCUACAAACUAUACUACAAGCCACGCUGCAAGCUAUGCUACAAGCCACGCUACAAGCUAUGCUACAAGCCACGCUGCAAGCUAUGCUACAAGCCACGCUACAAGCUAUGCUGCAAGCCACGCUACAAGCUAUGCUGCAAGCCACGCUACAAGCCACGCUACAAGCUAUGCUGCAAGCCACGCUGCAAGCUAUGCUACAAGCCACGCUGCAAGCUAUGCUACAAGCCACGCUACAAGCUAUGCUACAAGCCACGCUGCAAGCUAUGCUACAAGCCACGCUGCAAGCUAUGCUACAAGCCACGCUGCAAACUAUAUUACAAGCCACGCUACAAGCUAUGCUACAAGCCACGCUACAAGCUAUGCUACAAGCCACGCUACAAGCUAUGCUACAAGCCACGCUGCAAGCUAUGCUACAAGCCACGCUGCAAACUAUACUACAAGCCACGCUACAAGCUAUGCUACAAGCCACGCUACAAGCUAUGCUACAAGCCACGCUGCAAGCUAUGCUACAAGCCACGCUACAAGCUAUGCUACAAGCCACGCUACAAGCCACGCUACAAGCUAUGCUACAAGCCACGCUGCAAGCUAUGCUACAAGCCACGCUACAAGCUAUGCUACAAGCCACGCUGCAAGCUAUGCUACAAGCCACGCUACAAGCUAUGCUACAAGCCACGCUACAAGCCACGCUACAAACUAUACUACAAGCCACGCUACAAGUUAUGCUACAAGCCACGCUACAAGCUAUGCUACAAGCCACGCUACAAACUAUACUAGAAGCCACGCUACAAGCCACGUUACAAGCUAUGCUACAAGCCACGCUACAAGCUAUGCUACAAGCCACGCUACAAGCCACGGUACAAGCUAUGCUACAAGCCACGCUACAAGCUAUGCUACAAGCCACGCUACAAACCACGCUACAAACCACGCUACAAACCACGCUACAAGCCACACUACAAACCACGCUACAAACCACGCUACAAGCCACACUACAAACCACGCUACAAACCACACUACAAACCACGCUACAAGCCACGCUACAAACCACACUACAAGCCAAGCUACAAGCCAAGCUACAAGCCAAGCUACAAGCCACGCUUCAAGCCAAGCUACAAGCCAAGCUACAAGCCAAGCUACAAGCCACGCUACAAGCCAAGCUACAAGCCAAGCUACAAGCCACGUUACAAGCCACGCUACAAACCACACUACAAACCACGCUACAAACCACAUUACAAGCCACGCUACAAACCACAUUACAAGCCACGCUACAAACCACGCUACAAACCACAUUACAAACCACGCUACAAGCCACGCUACAAACCACACUACAAGCCAAGCUACAAGCCACGUUACAAGCCACGCUACAAACCACGCUACAAACCACGCUACAAACCACAUUACAAGCCACGCUACAAGCCACGCUACAAACCACGCUACAAACCACAUUACAAGCCACGCUACAAACCACGCUACAAACCACGCUACAAACCACACUACAAGCCACGCUACAAACCACGCUACAAACCACGCUACAAACCACAUUACAAGCCACGCUACAAACCACGCUACAAACCACAUUACAAGCCACGCUACAAGCCACGCUACAAACCACGCUAUUGACGGGGCGGAUCUUGUAG